Molecule: messenger RNA, 1132 nt
Organism: Hevea brasiliensis (rubber tree)
Lineage: Eukaryota; Viridiplantae; Streptophyta; Magnoliopsida; Malpighiales; Euphorbiaceae
Product: oxygen-evolving enhancer protein 2, chloroplastic
Exons: 4
Coding region: 135-935 (266 amino acids)
Biological process (GO): photosynthesis
Cellular component (GO): photosystem II; photosystem II oxygen evolving complex; extrinsic component of membrane
Molecular function (GO): calcium ion binding
Source: RefSeq, a predicted model, not a curated record
UCAACAAUUUUCCUUCACAUACCCCAACACACAAAUCACCUCUACUCAAGCGAUUUGUUUCCGCAUCCAUUAUUCUUUGGAUUUUUUUCAUCAUCAUCCUCCUGCAGACGUAUCUGCAAAUCAAGUGAACAAAAAUGGCCUCCACUGCAUGCUUCUUGCACCACCAUGCACUCACCACUCCUAAUGGAUUGUCUUCAUUGUCCCAGCAGCGUCAACUGUCUAGCACCACCAAGCCCACCAACCAGUUCGUCUGCCGUGCCACCCACAAGCAGCCUCCACAGGACGAGGAUGUUGCCGUUGUUUCCAGAAGAUUGGCUCUUACAGUACUCAUUGGUGCUGCUGCCAUUGGCUCCAAGGUUUCUGCUGCGGAUGCUGCCUAUGGUGAAGCUGCCAAUGUAUUUGGCAAGCCUAAAACAAACACAGACUUCUUGCCAUACAAUGGAGAUGGAUUCAAAUUGUCAAUUCCAUCAAAAUGGAAUCCAAGCAAGGAGAGAGAGUUCCCAGGACAGGUUCUUAGAUAUGAGGACAACUUUGAUUCCAACAGCAAUGUUUCUGUUAUUGUCACCCCAUCUGAUAAGAAAUCCAUCACUGACUAUGGUUCCCCUGAGGAAUUUCUUGCUACGGUGAAUUUUUUACUAGGAAAACAGGCUUACUUUGGCAAAACAGAAGCUGAGGGAGGCUUUGCUCCGAAUGUUGUGGCAACAGCAAACAUAUUGGAGUCUUCAACCCCAACAAUCAGUGGGAAGCAAUAUUACUUUUUGUCUGUGUUAACAAGGACUGCUGACGGAGACGAAGGUGGGAAGCAUCAACUGAUCACAGCGGCUGUGAAAGAUGGGAAUCUUUACAUUUGCAAGGCACAAGCUGGAGAUAAGAGGUGGUUCAAAGGAGCAAGAAGGUUUGUAGAGAGCACAGCUAGUUCCUUCAGUGUUGCUUAAGGAGACAUAACCAAGAAAAUUUGCAUGUAAAUCAACUUUUAAUAACGUAUGGUGUUUGUUUUGAGUUAUCUGUCUAGCCCUUCUUUUUUUGCAAUGUUUCAGAGCUAGAGAGUUGGAUAUGGAAGGAGAUUGAUUGUGGAUAUUAUAACAUUUCCUUAAGUUAAUUGUAAUGAGUGGAAAUGUUCUCUCUCUGUUUA